AAAAUUGUCUUGUAGUAUUUCCAUUUAGAAUUCCCAGCUGUAACCGUAACUAUUGCCAUUUCCCUUUCACUGGAAAUGUCUUGGGGGAAAACGCCUUUUACUUUAAGUGCUGCUGCAGUUGUUGUUGUUAUUGCUGUUUCUAUUGUUGUUGCUGCCUGCGCUGCCGGUUCUCCUCGGUCGACGUCGACGUCACAGCUGCCAUUUGAGUGUGUGCGUUUGGCCGAGCAAGAAGUUCCACUUCCAGUUUCCAAGCUGCGCUCAUGGCUAUUUAUAAAAACAAAAACAGAAAAGAUAACAUUGAGCCAGUCAAGCGAGGUUUUUUUUGUGCUUUAUAUAUAUUUUUGGCCAAGCGAAAUCUUUGAAAGAAAUAAAUUAACGAGCUGCAAGUGAUUUUGCGCAUGCUCCGCGUUUAGUGGGUGGCAAAGAGAGUCAAAAGUGAGAGGGAGAGAGUGGGAGAGAGCCGCGCGAUGACAGUUAUUCAUUUUCUCUUGUGACUCUGAACAAUUCGCAUUAAUUUAGCAAUUAGUUUUAAUGUUUACAUUCACCGAGCAUCAAGGCAAUUGAAUAAAAAACUACAAAAUCAUGUGACCCCCGGCCCGGAUGAAAAGAAAUAAAAGGAACGGAAAAACGGGGUGAAUUACGACGAGGGAAAAAGAAAACACCCCUAUAUGUACCGCCAAACAAGCCGAAAGUGCCUAGACGGAAUUUGUAAAAUGCUUUAAAAAUUACAUAAUACAAAUCGAAGAGGAAAUCGUCAACGAACCGAUUUAAAUUUAAAUGUGCUUAGAUCUAAAGCAGGAACGCUAAGUGACUAAGAAAAAAAAAUUGCCAAAGAAAACGAAAGAAAUCAACAAAGACAAAAUGACGCACGUAAACAACAGGGAAGAAAUGGAAAAGGAGAUGGAGCCAACGGGAGAGCGAGAGAGAGACAGGGAGACUGCUGCCGGCAGCGGGGUCCGUCAUCGAUUUUUAGCCAGUGCAUCGGAGCGAGAUGCCAAUAGCAGGAAUGCAUUGGAAGCUGCAGCGACAGCAACAACAGCCACGACAGCCACAACGAUUACCAACUUGGAAGACUUGGCCUUCGAGGCAUGCCAAAAUUGGUCGGAAUUGCACCAAGACUUCUUCAUCACGGACGAUGAACUUGAGUACGAGGAUGAACUCUCUUUGGGCAGCAGCAUUGGCAACAUUGCAAUAACAACGGCAGCAGAUGCAGCAGCAGAUGCUAUAAUAACGGGAGAACAGCAGAACGAGCAGCUGCUGAUGGAAGUUCUAUGCGGCAACCGCGUUAGCCAGAUGACUCGGGCGUACGAUGACAUUGAGGCCGUGACGCGACUGCUGGAGGAGAAGGAAAAGGACCUGGAGCUGACCGUUCAGAUUGGCAAGGAGUUGCUCACGCAGAACAAUGCACUCGAGGCACGGGUCGCGGAUCUGGAAACCGAUCUCAAGGCCUCCAACGACGAUCGCGCCCAGCUGGUUCACGAGCUGCACAAGAAGAACGAGCUCAUCUCUGUGCUUACCAACGACGCAGAUGAUGGCACAGAUACUGACACUCCCACCAUGUCGAAGUCUAUAACUUUGGAUCUACUGCAGCGCAAGGUCAACUCUCUGCUUGACGAGAACAAGUCUCUGAAGUCCGAGGCCACUCAACUGGCCCACCAGACGGACGAGGUAGAGGAGCACGAGCGCCAGCUGAUGGCCGAUAUCAGUGCUCAAUUAAGCGAUGCCAAUUCGCAGUACGACAACCUCAGUUUGGAGUUGGAACGGCAGCGGGAGGAAAACCGGCUGCAACAUGAGCAGAUCGUGAAUCUGACCGCUCGCCUGGCGGAGGCGGAAAUGCGGUUGCACCAACUGACGCAAGACAACGACGAACAUCUCUCACUGCUUCACGUGACCAAAGAAAACCAAAAUGCUUUGGCACUGGAACUGGUGGAGUUUAAGCAGCGUUACGAAGAGGUGCUCGCUCUGCUUCACUCUGCUCAGGAUCAACUGAAGCAGCAGCGAAAGCGGUCGCAGCCACAGGCCAGGAGCUCAUUCCUCGGCGGCCUUGGAACGAGUGGCGCUGGCAUGGGCGGUAGUCUCUUCGCUCCGGAUUCGCUGCACUGCGAGCUUAUGGAGUCGUCCCUGUACUCAGAGAAUAGCCUAGACUCUGGCAUAUCCGGCGAUAGCCAGCGAGCAGCGGAUCGCAUAAGCCGCAUGAUGAUGCACAUGCCGUCGGGCGGCAUGAGUUCGUCCACCAUGGGAGGUAGCGUGUAUGCUGGAGCUGGCAAUGUGCCGCCUUACAAGCGGGUGUUCGAUACAGUGCGAUGUGCCGGCAAAAGCGGCAACUACAUGGACAGCGGCAAUGUGUCGAUGACCCAACUGGGAGCCAUGUCGAUGAGCAGCUCUUCGGGGCCGCGCAUGGCUUCGAUGGCGUAUCCAGCGGGCUCUUACUAUCGUGGCGGUAGCAAUCAAUCGCUGGGAGUUAAAACUCUGUCAAGCGAGAGUCUCAACUCCCAGUCUGAUGACGGCUAUCCAGCCCAGCCCUCUGGUGUGCCAGGAGCGCCCGGCGCCAAGGAGCUGGAGGCGGCUCUCAAGAGGCUGACGCCGGCUGAGGUCUUGGCCCGCCGUGCUAUGUUGUCCUAUGCGCCGGCUGGAACCUAUAACUACGACGAACCCAUAGGUCACGGAACAGGUAACGCCCGAAACUCGGACCUACCUCUGGGCGUGCGCACGCCGGACAGUAUCAUGUCAACCGGCUCCUCGGGAAUGUCGGGGUCCACGAAUCACAUGUCCGCCUCGAUGACGCACCAGUGGCGCCUACCCGAGAAGCUGCAGAUCAUCAAACCCAUGGAGGGAUCGCAGACCUUGCACCAUUGGUCGCGCUUGGCCACGCCCACGCUCAGUGGACUGCUAGACGAGCGUCCCGGCGUGACGAUCCGUGGUGGUCGUGGGUUGGACGAUCUGGGAAUGCAGAUCUACACGCUGUCGGACGUAGAGGAGGAUGUUAGCGAUGAUCUACCCGGCAAGCAGUUUGAGGCACCGGGCUGCACGUUCACGUACACCAACAGCAUGGUCAUGCAUCCGGACGACGGAUUCGUUAACGAUCUGUCAUUCCUCUCACAGUCGCAGAUGUCGUCUCGAAUGGCCUCCACGUCGACGUCCAGGCAACCCAGUUGUCCUGCCACGCCGCGUGCUGGAUUGUCGCGCAAAAAUUCCUGCUCCACAUUUUCGGUGAACCUCGGACUCGCUGGAAUGCUGAACGAGAGGGGCAUCAAGGCGGUGACGCCCAGUGCCCUCAACACGCCCGCCGGUCCCAACUUUACGCCCACGGUGACGCCAUGCAACAGCCCAGAGGGAUCACCUCCUCGCGCCCAGUCGCCCGAGCCGCUCUUUGGACUGCUCUCGUCUGGGGCAGAUCUGAUCCGACGGAAAAUCGUAGGCGAUCAGCAUCAGCAGCAGCAACAGAAGCAGAGGAGCAGCCUUAGCAAGCAGCAGCAGCAGAAGAUCAUGCUGUCGCACCUGGAAAGACGGGCCCUGCGAUCGCUGAACUUGAUUGAGAAGGUGGAGAGCAUUGGACUGGAGAACAUAAUAAGCGCACAGAGAGGCCUUGGCUCAGGAAUCGCCAACCGCAGCAGCUCGCCCCUGAGUAGUGGUAGCCUGCAGAGUCUCCACACCAGCAGCAACAGCAUUGUGGACGACAUACACUUCGAUCGGGCACAGAUCAAGGGUGUGCUGCAUAGAGGCCUGAAGUCGCCCACGCCCGCUACACCAUCAACAUCAGCUGCGGCGGCUGCAGGAUUAGUUAUAUCGACCAGCAGCAGCACGAGCGCUUACAACAGCGAUGACAGCGACGACCAGGGUUUGGUAAUGAAGAUCAAACCGUCGAAGAGCGCGAAACCCACAACAACAGGAGCAGCACAAAGUCAGCCAAGCUCAGGGGCGAGUGCCCAGACGACGACAUCCAACGGCACGGCGAGCGAAACGCGACUGAAGCAGAUGCAGCGCCAGAAAUCGCGCAGGCAGCUAAAGAACGGAAUGGCUAACCAGCGGCCUGACCUGGGCACAAUUUCUGCUGCCGGAGGAGGCGGACGAGUACGUCCCGAUCUGGGAAAGGUAGCCGACAGUGGCAGCAGCAAGCUCAGCACCACCAAACGAAAUGAGGCUAAGCCUGCGGAAGAGGAAGAGGCGACGCCACAGACCAUCACACAGGCGUUUGUGGGUUCAGUUAGUUCCUUGCUUUUUGGCCGCAAGGGCGGUUGGCUGUAAAACGAAUAGCUAAUCAUUCACAACCUUAUUCUUACGCUUGCUGGACUAUAAUUUACUUUUAAAGGAAUGGAAAGAUGCCUUUUGCGAGUAAAAUAACAUUUUUAUUUAAGCACUUCGCGAGAACAAGUUGAAUAACGAAACGUAAUGUAAUCGUGUGAUGUACGUUUAGUUUAAUUUUUCUGUUUAAAACCCCGCAUAAUGCCUGUCAUCGCCACCAUAAGCAACACUGGAAAAAGGUUUUAGUGUUUGUAGCUGUGAUUUGUAAAUACAUAUAGAGAAAUGUUUAAAUUUAGUGGUUAUUAAUCAAGUACUUCGCAUAUUAUUAUAAUUUUUGCAUCAACUGACGGCGGCAAUAUAAGAACAAAACGAGGGCCAGUUCGUUAGAAACCGAGUUCCAAAGCAGCUAUUUUUAAUUUACACUACAUUUUGCCAAUUUUGUAUUUAUUUUCCCUGUGUUUAUUACCACUUAAACGAAAACGAAACCAAGUAUACAUUUAUUUUUAUGAUUUCGUUGUGUAUAGGGUCAAAGCAGGUGCAACGUUGUAUAUAGAAAGAACAAAAUGAGAGAAAUCAAUCUGUAACUUGAAUGUGGUUAAGCAAAGAGGUACAUAUAUAUUUUUUUACACGCGUAUAUAGUUUGCGUUUUUCGCUUUCCACACAAGAGACGUACUCCGUAGCCCCUCGCCUCCCCACUCCACCCAAACCUGUAUCACAAAGGUCAUAACUCAAAAUGCUAUUGCUUUGACUUAAAUCCUAAUUCGGUGCUAAUGGCGCCACCAUACGAAAAUACAUCAAUUAUAGUGAAAAACUAAUUUUUUCUAGUCCUACACUGGGUGGGUGCUCGUUUGGCUAUGCACAACUUCAGAGCAUAGCUUCAAAACAGAGCGCACUUAGCCCGAGACACAAGAACUUAAGAGCACUGAACAAAUGUGUGAAGAAAUCCGUAUAAAUAGGUUCAUCGAUAGAGAACCGCAUCCAGUAAGAUCCAAGAUCCAGUAAUAAAUGCACUAUGGCCAACCAACCAAGCAUUAGCAUAAACGGACACAUGUUAUCCAAUCACUCGCGAACACACUAGCUCGCAGUUAUAGUCUAUUAGCAGGAUUCUCAAAUCUGAAGUGUAAAGUUGAAGAUCAGAUCAGUACUUUUGUUAUUUUUACUUCGAGUGGUUUUAAUUUGAAGAACGAAAAUAUCAUGGAAUAAGAAUAUAUCGAUUAAGAUCAAGAAGUAACAUAUGUUUAUUGGAGUUGUACGCCUUUUUCGAGGAUUUUUGUUUAAUAGCAUUUCAACUGAGGAGUUGGCAUUAAAAGCUAAUCGAGUGCGUGCCCUAAAGCGUAAAUUAUACAAACAUUUGGAAUACAGAAAGGAAUGUAAAAGUUAUUAGUUUUAAUUAUCAAUAUAUUUAUUUAUAUCUGCAAAAUAAAGAGAACAUCGUUAAAUACAA
This is a messenger RNA of Drosophila erecta, 5686 nucleotides long. It is a transcript of the gene milt, whose product is annotated as trafficking kinesin-binding protein milt. The record is from RefSeq and is a predicted model, not a curated record. NCBI's taxonomy places the organism in Eukaryota, Metazoa, Arthropoda, Insecta, Diptera, Drosophilidae. The transcript has 4 exons. Bases 862 to 4245 code for a protein of 1127 amino acids.